AUGUCUCUGCGAACAGCAACACGGAUUCUGUCCCCACGGUGCGCGGCAGCUCGCCUUGUUCAGCCUGCUCGGCGCCUGGCCUCUACAUCUGGCUCGAGCUCGAGCUCAUCCUCACAUGGGCAAUGGGGCCGCUAUAGCUGGCGCGCAGCAGCGUUGGUUGGCGUAACAGCCCUCACGCUGUACUCGACCACAUCGACGGCGAACGCGGACGCACCCAAGCCCAAUGGCAAGUUCAUCUCUUACGAGGAAGUGCAGAAGCACAACCGGCGCGACGACUGCUGGGUCAUCAUCGCCGGCAACGUGUACGAUGUGACCGACUUCAUCGCGGUCCACCCUGGUGGCGCAGCGGUGAUCCUUCACGCUGCGGGGCGUGAUGCAACAAAGGUGUUCGUCCCACUCCACCCGCCUGACAGCCUCCAAAUCCUGCCGAAGAGCAAGCACCUCGGCCCAGUUGACCCCGCCACGCUUCCCGAGGAAGACGAUGAGCCCACCGAGGAGGAGGAGCGGAUCGCCGAGGCUCGCGCAGAGCUUCCUCCAGCAGAGAGCAUGCUGCUGCUAAACGACUUUGAGGAAUGGGCUGAGCGCGUGCUCACCGCCACGGGUUGGAACUACUACCGCUCGGCGGCGGACAGCGAGGCGACGUUCGACAACAACGCCGCCGCGUUCAACCGGUACUUCUUCCGGCCCAGGAUUCUGAGGGAUAUCACUGAGGGUAACCUCGAGACAGAGGUGCUGGGCCAGAAGACGGCCAUGCCGGUCUUCAUCUCCCCCGCCGCUAUGGCUAAGCUCGGCCACCCCCUUGGCGAGGUCAAUCUCACUCGUGGGGCAGGUAACGCGGGCAUCGUACAGGGCAUUUCGAUCAACGCAUCGUGUUCGCUCGACGAGAUCAUGGCUGCCCGUCAGGCGGGUCAGAACGUCUGGUUCCAGAUCUAUCUCAACCGCGACCGCGCGGCGUCCGAACGCCUCCUCGAGAAAGUGACGGCUCUCGGCGCCAACGCGAUCAUCUUCACCGUCGAUGUAGCAUGGCAGAGCAAACGUACCCGUGACGUGCGAGGCAAGGCGGCGGUUGCGGCCCCGAUCGAAACUACCGACGCGGGGAAAGGCGAUCGCGGCGGAGCAGGCAAGCAGGGCGCCGGCGUGUCCUCAGCCAUCUCGGGGUACCAGGACCCGCACCUUGUGUGGAGCGACAUUGAGUUUAUCCGCCGCAACACUACCCUCCCCAUCAUCGUGAAGGGCGUACAGAGCAUCGAAGACGUCGCCGCGUGCGCCGAGGCUGGCGUGCAGGGCGUCAUUCUGAGCAACCACGGCGGAAGGAGUGCCGACUAUGCACCGGCACCGAUUGACUUGCUGUACGAGCUGCGUGCGCUCCGCCCCGACCUCUUUGACAAGGUCGACAUUAUGAUGGACGGCGGUGUGCGGUCCGGCGCGGACGUCGUCAAGGCCCUCGCACUCGGUGCCAAGGCUGUCGGGCUCGGCAGGCCAUUCCUGUACGCCAACUCGACACAUGGGCAGGAGGGCGUCGAGCGCGUGUGCGAGAUCCUCGACGAGGAGAUCACUAACACGAUGCGCAACUGCGGCGUGUCUCGCGUCGCCGACCUCAAGCCCGAGAUGGUUGGGCCUGCGGGGCCGUGGGUCGGUGCCAACCGCCCUCCAUGGCUGUAG
Molecule: messenger RNA, 1662 nt
Organism: Cutaneotrichosporon cavernicola
Lineage: Eukaryota; Fungi; Basidiomycota; Tremellomycetes; Trichosporonales; Trichosporonaceae
Exons: 4
Coding region: 1-1662 (553 amino acids)
Biological process (GO): lactate metabolic process
Molecular function (GO): heme binding; L-lactate dehydrogenase (cytochrome) activity
Source: RefSeq, a predicted model, not a curated record